Nicotiana attenuata is the source of this 438-nucleotide messenger RNA. RefSeq lists its product as uncharacterized. NCBI's taxonomy places the organism in Eukaryota, Viridiplantae, Streptophyta, Magnoliopsida, Solanales, Solanaceae. Bases 1 to 438 code for a protein of 145 amino acids. The transcript has a single exon. The record is from RefSeq and is a predicted model, not a curated record.
AUGAGGAAGAAACUGUUGACAAAGGAGAGAACAAUGAAACUUAAUAUUACUGAAGACAAUGAAUGCAUGCUAUGUGAAGGAAGAACAGAAUCCAUUGAUCACCUCUUCUUUGAAUGCACGUACUCUAGAAUGUGCUUGGCUGAAGUAUUACAGUGGCUGGGGAUGAACAUACAAAACACAGAAGUGAAUGGAAUAGGGAGAAGGAUGGCUAGAAUUGCAAAGGGUAAAGCAGGAAGAUCGUUCACAAAGGCAGCUCUGGCAGCAGUUAUAUACUAUAUAUGGAAAGCUAGGAAUGAAGCAAUAUGGAGGAAAAGAGUGCCUCGACCACAAGUGUUACUAGAACAGAUCCAACUCGCUUGCAAACACAGAUGCAUGGAGAUAAUAAAGAAGAAGAAAAACAAUGGAAACAUGUGUUGGAUUGAACAGUUAUAUAGAUAG